This is a messenger RNA of Kazachstania africana CBS 2517, 3042 nucleotides long. It is a transcript of the gene SIR3, whose product is annotated as chromatin-silencing protein SIR3. Gene Ontology annotation, molecular function: ATP hydrolysis activity; chromatin binding; ATP binding. The transcript has a single exon. The coding region runs from base 1 to 3042 and encodes 1013 amino acids. Lineage: Eukaryota; Fungi; Ascomycota; Saccharomycetes; Saccharomycetales; Saccharomycetaceae. The record is from RefSeq and is a predicted model, not a curated record.
AUGGCCACAUCCCAGAAAGACUUAGGUGAUUGGAAUGUUGUUACUACAGAUGAAGCUGGUAAUAUAAUAUUUGAUACAAGCAGACGAUCUAGAAAAAGAGGCGUUAAGGAAAACUUUUACUUACAAAGAUCUGAUAACAUAAGUUUUCGCCGCGGCGACAGUGUUAUAAUGAGAGAUGCCGCCACUGAUACUUAUUCCGUGUAUCUGGUGCAUGAAAUCCGUCAGCACACGCUCAAUAACGUUGUUGAAAUAUGGGCUUUCUCAUAUUUAAGAUGGUUUGAAUUGAAACCAAUCCCUUACUAUAGAGAGUUCGAUCCAGAUGUUUUGCUUGACAAGCGAUCUUCAGCCGAAUAUUUGCAGAAAUUACAGGAUGAAAUAGACAAAAAUGAACUUUAUUUGACAGCAGAAUUAACCGAAAUUUGGUUGAAGGACUUUAUUGGCGUGGCUAAUAUUUAUGACGAAUACCACUACAUAAGUAAUAAAUCGGAAUUUAGGAUGAAUAAAGAUUUCUACGUUAAGUACAUCUGUGAACCUACUGCAGAAAAUUUCGUAAAGAUCGAUAUAAAAAAAGAAAUUGAUAGAAUAAAGACCGAGUCUGAUCCAAAAUUGUCAGAACAACAUUUAAAGAGAAUAUCGGUCCCUAGAUCUCGAGCUUUACCUCUACCUAAACCGAGAAAUAAACAGAAGAAGCUCUCACAAUCGCAACCAAAGGAAGUAAAACCAAAUUUACAAUCUUCCUUGAGUGACAAUGCCUCUAGUAACAAGCUGGCUUUUUAUGGGUCUUCCCAGCCUUCAAACAUUAAAAAUAAUGGCAUUAAAUUAGAGGCACCCAUUUCCAAUAAGUCAGCUCAUAACAAACUAGCUGCCUUUGAAAGUAAUUCUGUAACAACACUGGCCACAAAACCUGUAACAACACCGGCAACAAAGCCUGUAACAAAAUCGAGGAUUAUAUCCCAAUCACUCCCCUAUACCACUGCAGCUCAACAAAUAAUUGAUACAGAAAUAAAUAAGGUUCAGCGGCUCAUAGAUAAGGAAGAAGAAAGGAUAACUCAACAAGUUUUGUCGAAAGAAGCAUCGGAGGAAAAUGGCUCACUCCCUCAAAAUCAAAGUGACUCUAGCUACUAUACAAGUGCAGAAGAGACAGCAUCUACUGCUAUGGAGAAGUCUGGAAAUGCAGAAGUCGAAAAAGGCAAAACUCCGGAUAACCUCUUGAACAAGAAUACAAAGACUGGUCGUGAAGCGCAAGAUGAUGAUUCUAGUGAUGAUAGUCCGCUUUCCACAAUUCGUAAAAAGAGAAGACUGCUAGGAAAUAAAAGUACCGGUAGUGAAUUGCGGAGGUUAGAGUCUUCAGAAGAACCUUUAUCGAUUAAAAUUGAAGACGGAGAACAAACAGAACAACAAAAGCUCCUUAGUGGAAAUGGCAUUGAGCGCGAUGCUUCUACAACGCCACAAAGUUCGGUUACAUUAGAAGAUGUGCACACUGUAAAUCCUGGGCAAAACAACAUUUCUGAAGAUACCAUAUUACGUAUCAGGGAGAAAUAUACGAAUUUAAUGUCAAAAGUAGAUUAUUUAGAGAAUACUGACUUUUCUAAUAUAACAAGUUUCAAGGAACUUAUUAUGCCUUCAUCAGAAAUUGAUAUCGCUCAAUUAGAAAAUAGAUUAAGAAACUCCAGAAAGACCGAAAACUAUACGGAUACAAUUUAUUCUCGACUAAACAUAAGAGAUCCUAUUAAUUCUGAUAUUACUGAGUUUGAAAAUAAAAUUAUUGAAAUUGUCGAUAAAAUGCCAGUUUUACAACCUCGAAGUGGAGAAUUUUCCCGAUUAUACACAAAAAUUUUCAAGUUGUUAAGAGAUUGUGAAUCCAAAGCUAUCUAUAUCGGUGGACCCACCGGAUCUGGGAAAACAACUAUAGUAGAGAAAUGUUUUGAAGAAUUAGAGUUGUCAGCACAACAGAACGAACUACCAAUUUUCAAAAGAUUAAAAGUCGAUGGAUAUGAAAUUAUUAAUGCAAAUGAUUGUUACGAGUUAGUUUGGUCACAAUUGUCUGGAGAAAAGCUAAGUUCAGGAGCUGCACUAGAAUCGUUGCAAUUUUAUUUUGCCAAUGUACCCAGGCAUAAGAAACGUCAAAUUGUCAUCACAUUGGAUUCAUUAGAUAUCAUGGUAUCGAAAGGUCAAGAUAUUCUGUAUAAUUUUUUCAAUUGGACGACUUUGAAGAAUUCUAAGCUAAUACUUAUUGCCAUUGCUUCUAAUACCGAGUUACCGAGAAAGUUAUUGGGAGAACAAGUCUCAAGUAGAAUAGAAUAUGACGUAUUUACUUUUAAACCAUAUGACAAGAAAGCCUUGUAUAAUAUUGCAUGUUGCAAAUUAGAAGAGCUUAACUGCAUCAAAAAAUAUUGGAAGGAUAUGGGUGACAAUACUCCAAGGGUUGCCAGCAGGGAAGAACAUGGUGAUAUACGACAAUUGGAUAUAAAAAUUGAUGAGAAUACAGUAUCAUCAGCAGCAAGAAAAAUUUCAAUAAUGACGAGGAAUGUCAAUGAUAUCAUACUUGUUUGUAAGAAAUCAGUAGAUGUCGCUACAACCGAAUACUUGAAUAUGCAAAAAUUAACAUACACGAGAAUUGAAAAGUACUCAGAUGUUUACAGUCAACAUAUUAGCAUGGAACAUGUAUUGAAAGCGUUGAGUCAGAAGAAUGAUGUUAAUAAUGUUGCAUAUUUAAAUAAUUGUUCACUAGUCACAAAAUUGUUUCUAUUGGCGAUGCUAUUAAAAUCCCACAAGAUGAAGGAGGAUGAAGUGAAGAUGAAGGAUGUUAUUGAAGAAAUUGAUGAUUUGUUCGAAUCAGAUAAAAUUAGUAAGGAAAUAAAAGAUAUCAGGGGAGCAUUAUUUGGUAAUGAAGAAAAGAUAAAUGUGGAAGUAAUUGCAUGGGAUUUGAUUGCUGCCGAAUUAAUGAAAUUCGACAUUAUAGAAAAAUCCGGAGAUUCUAUUAGUUUCAAAAUAAGUAUAGACGAUAUUAAAGAGGGCAUCAGCUUGAACUUAUACAACUGA